Molecule: messenger RNA, 465 nt
Organism: Prunus armeniaca (apricot)
Lineage: Eukaryota; Viridiplantae; Streptophyta; Magnoliopsida; Rosales; Rosaceae
Source: the annotation of a GenBank genome assembly
AUGUCUUCAGAGGCUUCGGAAAACGCCGAAAUGUCCCGUAUCCGUAGAAUCGCGGAAUGGAUGGAAUCAGAUACGGAGUCUGAUGAUCUCCAUGGCUUGCGUAGUCGUCUCAUAAUUCGUUUGCAGAUGGAGGUAGGACGACACUACAUACGGCGCCGUCUACUAGCAGACGACAACUUCAAUAUCAAUACAAGUAUUAAUAAUUUCAAUAAUAUUGGUAAUAAUGGGCCGUUGGCGGCGGCGGCAUCCAAGGCCUCCAUAGACGCCAUGCCAAGAGUGACCGUCACGAGCCAAGGCGCCGAGUGCAGUAUCUGCUUGGAAGGCUUGGAGGUCGGCGCUGAAGCCAGAGAGAUGCCCUGCAAACACAGGUUUCACUCGCUUUGUAUCGAAUUGUGGCUCGGCAGGCGAGGCUCCUGCCCGCUUUGCAGGUUCUCUAUGCCCUUGGAAGGAACACCAAUGGAUUAA